Hyaloperonospora brassicae is the source of this 633-nucleotide messenger RNA. The record is from the annotation of a GenBank genome assembly. Lineage: Eukaryota; Oomycota; Peronosporomycetes; Peronosporales; Peronosporaceae.
AUGAAUGUCAAGUGCCCGAAGCUGACUACUCGCUGGGUCCAUUAUGGCAUCGUGCUGAGAUUUUUCAUCAUAUACCGGCAAAGAGUGGUCAACUACGCGGCUAAUCAUCAUAAAUUCGUCUUGCCGUCGCCGUUCUGGUUGAUCAUGACGUACAAUAAGUCUCCUGCCAUUAGCAGUGUCAACAAGACAAUUGCAGUACUGCAGAACAAGGCGCUCCUGAUAGCGCACCAGGAUGAGAACAUUGUCAAUUUGAUUCGAUCGCUUAUCGCGAUGUUCAGCAUUGACUCUACCGAUGGUCAGAUGAAAGGCUAUUUAGUUGACGGUGGAAAGAGUAUCUCUUAUGCAGACAAUGUCGCUCACAAUAUGGACAAGGGAUCGUGUUCCCCGCAGCUGUUGGCGGCGCUGAGAGACUACGAGAAGCUAGACGUCGAUUGCGACGUCGCUACCUACGCGAUGAUCCUAUUGCUCGGCAUGCAGAGCGUGCGAUCAGAGCGCGACGCCAACAUUCUACCUCGCGUGCGAGAUGCACCGCCGGUCAUGUCUGCGCAGCUCCUCAAGAUGUCGCCGCGAAUGUUCGUCAAAGACGUUCUGGCGCCGGACCGUGAGCAGCUAGCGAAAACAUGGACGGAAUGA